Pelobates fuscus (common spadefoot toad) is the source of this 8663-nucleotide messenger RNA. RefSeq names its product stabilin 1 (gene STAB1). Lineage: Eukaryota; Metazoa; Chordata; Amphibia; Anura; Pelobatidae. Gene Ontology annotation, molecular function: calcium ion binding; hyaluronic acid binding. The record is from RefSeq and is a predicted model, not a curated record. The coding region runs from base 182 to 7801 and encodes 2539 amino acids. Gene Ontology annotation, biological process: cell adhesion. The transcript is spliced from 69 exons.
UUGUGGUAUGUAGAUAAAAUCCAGCAGAUUUGCAAUUUUAGCAUUAGUACAUAAACCGGAAGAACAAACAGAUAUAUAGUUUAACAAUGAUCGAAGACAUUUACAAAUUUUGGACUGUGCGUCACCUCAUUCUCAGACCAACAGAACAAACAGCAACAGCCCAUGAACUACCUAAUUAGAGAUGAAUAUAAUAUUCCACCAUAUCUUUUUAAUGAGCUGUAUAGCGACAUGCUUGGCUUUCUUAGCACCGCCAAAGCAAAAACGCUGUGAUAUACGAACUGUAAUCAAGACGCAAACAGAAUGCACCUCAUGUGCAGCUGGUAUCAGGAGGGCUUGCCCCAAAGGCACAAAAAUUACUUCGGGAAUAGGAAAUAGGGGAUGCAGUUACACAGUGGAUAUGGGAGGAGUUAUUCUAUCUCUGACAGGUUGCACCCACACUUGUCAAACUGUCCAGAUAACUCCUGAAUGCUGUAAAGGAUAUUGGGGAUCAGCAUGUAUAGAAUGUCCAGGAGGAGCAGGAAAUCCUUGCAAUGGCCACGGUACCUGCCUGGAUGGAAAAAAUGGCAAUGGGACAUGCAUUUGUGAUGAGAGGUUUACUGGAUUUUACUGUGAUAAAUGUGCAGAUGAACAUGUAUAUAACAAAGAAUGUGCUGAUGUUUGUGAAUGUAAUCAUGGACUAUGUAAGAAUGGGGUCUCUGGAGAUGGGAGUUGCAUCUGUGAAGCAGGAUACGCAGGAGCGAAAUGUAAUGAAGAAUCUUUUUCCUGUAAAGCAUUAAAGUGUGGGCAGAAUACCCGUUGCAUAGAAAUCAAAGGAAAACUUCAAUGUCAGUGUAUGCCUGGCUAUAUUAAGAAAGGAGACACUUGCCAACCCAAGGAUCCCUGCAAACCAUCGCCAUGUUCCAUCAAUGCUGACUGCACAUUAUUGGGUCCAGGCCAAAGUCAAUGUACGUGUAAAGAUGGUUACUAUGGAGAUGGUGUGAUGUGCCCUGCUUUUAAUCCAUGUUUGAUUAACAAUGGAGGAUGCUUAGAAAAUUCAACAAAGUGUACAUAUAGGAGUCCAGGAAAGUCUUUCUGCAGUUGUCUUCCGGGAAUGAGAAGCUUUGACGCAUCUAAAGGUUGCCAGGCACCAAAUCCUUGUCGUCUAUAUUCGUGUGAUAAAUCUGCAUUAUGUGAGCCAUUUUCUUCUGGAACAUUUAUGUGUGUUUGCCAUGAAGGGGAGAUUGGGGAUGGCAAGGCCUGCUAUGGAAGUAUAUUGUAUCAACUCAACAAGUUCAGUAUCGAGGAUACCCAGAUGAGAAAACAGCCCGGUGCUUUAAGGUUAUUAGAAGACGCUUGUGGAUCGACUUUGAGGAAAUAUGGCCCUUUCACAGUUUUUGUUCCUUAUAUGAAUAUCAAGCAGAUGAAUGAAACUUCAACAAAAGAAUUCUGCAAACUCCACAUCAUUCCAGGUCAGCAUUUGACAUUUGAUAUGCUGACAAGAAAACAACUAUGGACACUCAGUGGGGAGGUCUUGGAAUUUUUACAAAAAAAAUUUACUAAGCUAUCUGAACCUGACAAAAUCUACACAAUAAUUAAAAGUGAUCUGCCUGCAUCCAAUGGAGUUAUUCAUUUUAUUGACCAGCCUAUUACUCUGGGUAACAUGGAAACCUUAGGAAAUCAAAAGAUGACGAUUGGAAACAUUCUUGCUACAAAUGAACAGUUCAGCCGGUUUGAAACAAUGCUAGAGAAUUGCGAUCUUCCCUCAAUAUUAAAUGGUCAUGGAUCAUUCACUGUGUUCGUUCCUAGCAAUAAUGCAGUGGAUUCUAUAAGAGACGGGCGCCUAAUUUAUCUUUUAACUAAGGGCAAACACAAACUGUUGGAGUUGGUAAAGCACCAUAUCUUUAUAUCAGGAGCUGUCACUAUAGAUAAACUCCUCACAAUGCCUCACAUUUUAACUUCUGCCAAUGAGAUGAUAAAAAUUAACAUCACUGCAAAUGGGAGAAUUUUACUGGGAGAAUCUGGAAUACCAAUUGACCGCAGUGAUAUAAUUGCUUCUAAUGGAGUCAUUCACACUUUGGAUGGAAUUUUAAUGCCAAAAAGUAUACUGCCAAUUCUACCUCAUCGCUGCAAUGAAACACACUAUGAAAUUAUUAAGGGUGAAUGCUCAGCUUGUGAUUUAAUCUCAACGUGCCCCGAUGACACUAUUGAUAUGGGAACAAUAGAUAGAGAAUGCAGCCUUGGAUCUGCUAAUAAUACAACUCUAGGCUGUGCCAGAAACUGCAAUCGUACGAUUACGGAAUUUGGAUGUUGCAGUGGCUUCUAUGGACCUAAUUGCUUACCGUGUCCAGCAGGAUUUACCAAUCCAUGCUAUGGCAGAGGGGUUUGCGUUGAUGGAAUUCAUGGAACUGGCAAGUGCACAUGUUUUGAGCAGUUCAAAGGAAUCGCUUGUCAUAUUUGCUCGAAUCCAAACAAACAUGGAGAGUAUUGUGAAGAAGAUUGUAAAUGUGUCCAUGGGGUGUGUGAUAACAGACCAGGCAGCGGAGGCGUUUGUCAGGGUUAUCGCUGCAAGCCAGGGUACACUGGAAGAUUCUGUGACCAAACAUCCCAAUCGUGUGGAGAGUUACAUUUAUCCCAAUUUUGCCAUAUCAAUGCUUCAUGUGAAUCAACUGACAACAGCACAAGUUGUGUGUGCAAUGUUGGUUAUGAAGGAGAUGGUGUCUCCUGUCAACCUGCUAAUUUUUGCAGAAAGCCAGAUCGAGGAGGCUGUUCAGAAGAUGCUAUAUGUACAAAUAUUGGUCCUGGCAUUGUAUCCUGUCAGUGUAACCCUGGUUGGAUUGGAGAUGGCGUUGAGUGCUCACCUGUAGACAACUGUGUAAUGGAAAACAGAGGGGGGUGCCACAUUAAUGCUGACUGCAUCUUUACCCAACCUGGACAGAAUGAAUGCACCUGCAAGAGAGGAUAUGCUGGAGAUGGACUAUCAUGCGAUCCACUAGAUCCAUGUUUAGAAGAUAAUGGGGGCUGUCAUGAUAUGGCUAAAUGCACACCACUCACAACAGGAGGUCAUUCUUGUAAGUGCCCUGAAGGUUUCGAAGGAGACGGGCUGGAUUGUUAUGGAGAUAUAUUAAUGGAACUGUCACGGAACCCUAAUCUGACUAUGUUUCACCAGUGGUUAAUGAAUUCUCACAUCAUUAUCCCUAAAGAAAUGAAUGCCACUGCGCUUAUACCAUCCAAUUUGGCAAUGGAAACACUUUCUGAAGAGCGUAAAAAAGUUUGGCUUGAUUCAUACAUGCUGCCUUUUUUCAUAAGAGCACAUUUUCUUAGAGGAUCAUUUCAUUCUGAGCAGCUCAAGCAAUACAUUGGACAAGAAUUAUCUACAUUAGAUCCAAGAACAAAAUGGGAAGUUGAAAGUUUACAUGGGAACAUCAUGAUUCAUAAUGCAAGUUUCAUUAGACGUGACAUUCCAGCAUCAAACGGAUUCAUAUUUAUAAUUAACAAGGUGUUGCAGCCACCAAUUGGAAAUAUACCUCCUUCUCGACCAAGACUUUCAAAGCAAUUAGAUCAGGUUCCAACAUUUAAGAUGUUUAAAGAAGCAUUAAAUAAUUUAGGGCUUAUUGAAGAAAUCGAAUCAUCUGAACAGAAGUUUACAAUUUUCGUGCCCAGCAAUUCUGCAAUGUUGAAAUUUUACAAUGAUUCUGGAGUUGAUGAAUUGGAUAACCGAACAUUAAAAUACCAUAUCAUUCUUGGAGAGAAGCUUUCACCAGCAGAAUUGAAGAGUGGAAUUCAUAAAGCAACACUAUUAGGAUUCUCUGAUUGGCUCAUGUUUUAUAAACGAGAAAACCAGACUUUUGUCCAUGAUGUCUCUGUGGAUGGAUCCUUUUUUGAAACAAAGAAUGGAAUAAUACUGGGUCUCUCUGGAGUUCUCCAUAUAUUAAAAAACAACUGUGAUGCAAAGGAAAUAACCAUAAAAAGGACAAUAUGUAGAAGAUGCAACAAAGACGUUAUAUGCCCAGAAGGAAGUACACUUCAAGAAGCGCCAGUAACUGGUAGAGAAAAGUGUUUGUCGGAAGCAAAAAGAAGAAAUGGUCAAUCAUGCAUAUUCUACUGCAUCAAUACAUCUAUUGUGCCAGAAUGCUGUAAAGGAUACUAUGGUCCCCAGUGCUUACUGUGUCCUGGUGGGCUAGACAGUGUGUGUUCAAAUAAUGGUGACUGCCACGGUGGUAUCGCUGGAAAUGGAGAAUGUAUAUGUAAAGAAGGUUUUCAUGGCACAGCCUGUGAAUCCUGUGAGCCUGGACGUUAUGGGAAAGACUGCCAAUCAGAAUGUGAAUGUGUUCAUGGAAGAUGUAAUGAUGGAUUAACUGGAGAUGGGAAAUGCCAGUGUGAAAAAGGCUGGAUUGGAAAGAGCUGCGAAAAAGAUAUUCAAAAUGAUUUAUGCAAUGGCACCUGCAGUGAAUAUGCCAAUUGCGUUGUUGGCGAUUCAAAUUCCACUGCAUCUUGCACCUGUAUUGCUGGCUUCACUGGAAAUGGGACUCACUGUACAGAAAUAAAUGCUUGUGCUCUGCGUAACGGUGGCUGCUCAAACUUUGCCAAGUGCGUGAGAGUGGCAGCAGGAGAAGCCAGUUGUACCUGCAUCGAGGGUUACACAGGGGAUGGGGUGAUCUGUAUAGAAAUCAAUGCAUGUCUGGAGCAUAAUGGUGGAUGUCAUUCUAACGCAGAAUGUAUUAAAACUGGGCCUGGCAAAGUUGCUUGCAACUGUUUACCUGGAUAUGAAGGGGAUGGUAUGCAAUGUCAGCCAAUCAACUUGUGCAAAGAGAACAAUGGAGGCUGUAGUCCAUAUGCGGUUUGCUUACCAGUGGGACCAGGUGUGAUGAGGUGCACAUGUAAAGUGGACUUUACUGGAGAUGGCUUCACAUGUGUGGGAAAAAUAAAUGAGGUUCUGCAAUACAACCAGGAAGCUGCUGCAUUUUCUCAAAAUUUGCGGAUGCAAUAUAUCAAAGACUUAAGUGGAGAAGGACCUUUCACAGUUUUUGUGCCACAAGACGAAACUCUUCUAAAUAGUACCACGUUUGCAGAAUGGAAAUCCAAAAAUCUCUUAAAGCAAUUACUUCGCAACCAUAUGGUAGGCUGUCGGAAGAUGCUUGUCAGUGACUUUUACGAAGGAACUACGUUAACAACAUUAUCAGGAGGACAAGUGAAAAUAUCAGUACAGCAGGAUGUUGUUUAUUUAAAUAAUAUUGCUAAAAUUACAAAAAGUGAUAUCAUGGGAACCAAUGGUGUUAUCCAUCUUAUUGACCAUGUUUUGUAUCCAGAAAUUCAGCCCAGAAUGAGAGAUACUACUCAUGUGGAUGAGUUAAACAUUACAGAAUCUGCUAAUUUCUAUGGGUAUUCAAUGUUUGGCAAACUAUUACAGGAUUCCAAACUGUUAUCCCUGGUCACCGACAAAAUACACAAACCAUUCACAAUGCUUUGGCCAACGAAUGAAGCUUUUGAAUCUCUUCCAGAGGAGAGAAAGAAUUGGUUAUACCAUGAGGACCACAGGGACAAGCUUGUGGCUUAUCUCAGAGUUCAUAUGAUUAGAAAUACAAAGAUUAUUGCUGCAAACCUUCCCCAAGCCAAAUCGUUACGCACAAUGCAUGGAUCAACGAUUUCCUUUACGUGCAGCCCAAUAAGCAUUGGUGAUAUUGUGGUGGAUGAGAAUAAUGCUAGAAUAAUCCAAAGGAACAUUGAGUUUGAUAAUGGAAUAGCUCAUGGGAUUAAUAAUUUGCUGGAACCGCCUGAUAUUGGAGCCCGUUGUGAUGACUUUGAAAAAAUAGAUGCACCGUAUUAUUUGCAGCCUUGUGUGUUGUGUGGACAUGAGCCUCCCUGUCCUGAUGAAGAUGCGGGGAAAACUGAAGUCUGUGUUCCUGCAUUUAAUCGCAGACGUUAUACACCAAGAUUUAGACGCCCUUAUUCGACUAAUAGAUAUUAUAGGCCAACGUAUUGCAAACGGACCUGUUACUCAGUUACUUGGAAACCAAAGUGCUGCAAAAACCAUUAUGGAAAGGACUGCCAUGUUUGUCCUGGUGGGCUUGAAGCACCAUGCAGCAACCAUGGGCGGUGUAAUGAUGGUAUGAUUGGAACUGGGCGCUGUGAUUGUUCAGAGGGCUUCAAAGGGACUGCCUGUGAAUUGUGCUCUCCUGACAGAUAUGGUACAAGUUGCAAAGCUUGUAAAUGCACAGAGAAUGGAAAGUGUAAUGAUGGAAUCUCUGGGGAUGGAACUUGCUUCUGUACAGAAGGAUGGUCUGGUGAAACAUGUGAAAUCAAGUUAGAGUUGAAACCUGUGUGCUCACCAGCAUGUCAUGACAAUGCCACUUGCAAUGCCAACAACAUGUGUGAAUGUAACCUGCAUUACGAGGGUGAUGGAAUAAUGUGUACUGUCAUAGAUCAAUGCCAAAAUGCCAAUGGAGGCUGUAGUACCAAUGCCAACUGCACUCAGAUUGGAGUGUCCGUUACAUGUGAUUGUUUUACUGGGUACGACGGAGAUGGAUUUGUUUGCAUCCCAAUUGAUCUUUGUGCAAAUGGCUUUAAUGGAGGAUGCAGUGAACACGCUACAUGCAUUUACACUGGUCCAAACACCCGAAGAUGUGAAUGCCAUGAUGGUUAUGUAGGGAAUGGGGUCCAGUGUCUAGAGAAGGCUAUUCCUCCCUUGGACCGCUGCCUAGAAGAAAACGGAGAAUGUCACCUAGUGGCAACAUGCACAGAUCUUCACUUUCAAGAAAAAACUGCUGGAGUUUUCCAUUUCCAGUCACCAAAAGGAAAAUACCUGCUCACAUACCCAGAAGCAGAAAAGGCUUGUGAAUCAGAAGGCGCCUCUAUAGCCACAUUUAAACAGCUGUCUGCUGCCCAGCAGCUGGGGUUCCACCUGUGCACUGUAGGAUGGCUCCAGAAUUGGACUGCUGGCUACCCUACAACCUAUCCUAGUCCAGGCUGUGGUUCGAACCAUGUUGGAAUAGUGGAUUAUAAACAAAGAACCAAUCAGAGUGAAAUGUGGAAUGUAUUUUGCUAUCGCGUAGAAGAUGUCAGUUGUUCUUGCCCCUACGGGUAUGUCGGUGAUGGGAAAUUCUGCAAUGGGAAUUUACUGGAGGUGCUGGAAGCCACUCCAUAUCUGUCUGUUUUCUACUCAAUGUUGCUUAAUUAUGCCAAUACCACGGAUGAAGGGGUAGAAUUUCUUAAAUUUCUCUCAAAUGAAACCUCGUUGAAAACCUUAUUUGUGCCUCACGAUGACAGUUUUGAGAAUAAUUCGACUUUAUCAUGGCGUGACUUGGAACAUCAUGUUUCUGAGAUGGACAUUCUGCUUCCAUAUGCAAAUCUCACUAUUGGUCUUGUUCUACCUUCUAAAAUAGGUUCCAACCUUUCCAUAUCAGCUGUCGUCUCUAACUGCACUGGCUCCACAUGCCUGAAAGUAAACGACAAAGUAAUUACUCAGUGGGACAUACCAGCUUUCAAUGGAAUAAUCCAUAUAAUCAAGGGGCCUCUGAAAGCACCACUUGUUCAGGAAACUCCUGAUAGCCAAGUCACUCAUCCAAUAAUUACAGGUUUGGUGGCAGCGCUGUUGACUUUAUUACUAAUUGUUACUGCUGGGGCUGGCUUCUUCUGGUACAGGCAACAAAGUAAAGGCUUCCGAUUCAGUCACUUUAAGUCUGAAUAUGAUUACGAUGAUGAUGAUUUUGAUAAUGGAGGCUCAGGUACGACAAGACAAGCUAACCCUCCGCUGGUGUCAAUCCCAAAUCCAAUGUAUGGAGACGGCAACUUCUUCUACGAACCUUUUGAGGACUCCUGUGAAUGAUAGGCUUGGAUAAAUAGGAAACAAGGAAAUUUAACCAUGAACCUCAAUCCUCAUUUAUUACAGAACCUGGAAAAAUGGUUGUGUUCCCAAUGAAAACUAUGGGAGACGGAUAUUUACUUAACAAAUAUAAACGUAUAUUUGGUUCUGAGUCCAAACACUGUUUACAUAUGCACCAAGGAUUUUUUUUUUUUACAAAUUUGUAUUAUUCCAAAAAAUCACACCGAGUCACAUGACAAGUAGCAUGACACUGUUCCUAACCGUGUUUAAAAACGUAGCCUCUUUCAACCGAGUUCAUCUUCUUGACAUAGUAAUAUGAUGGCAAUAUAAUAUGUAUACCAUCCAGCAAGUCAAACUGUUGCCUGGUGUCUGCACUGUAAUUUAAUUUAAAAUGUUAAGUGAUACUUCACCAAACAGGAAUUAUAGAAAAUGUGCCAGGGGUUUGAAAGAAAAACUAACCAGAUACUGGGCAUGUUCUUCACCUCUUUACAAAUCUUAGGCUAUAGUAGCCUAUUUCAAAAUAUCCUUGUUAUUUCUUUACAGUACCUCAUAUGGUAAAUAAACUACAUAAUCCUGAACUAUUUUGCCAUUUCUAGGUGUAUAUCCCAUGCAGAAGAUUUAUGAAAAGACUGAUUUUUUUUGUUAAAACAUGUAACUACAGAAUUCCGAAUUAAUGAAAUCACUAAAAAAAAAAAAAAACUACAUUUUAAUUUUUUCUACAUUUUAGAAAGGCAUUAAAAAAAUGUUUUGCUGAAAGUAUAUUUGGAUACGUGAUUCUACUGAUUAAUCAAAGCUGAUUUGUUAAAAUUAUUUGUUUGAUUCAAUCUUGUACAUUUUAAAUUAAAUAAACACAAUGGUUCUGUGA